Molecule: messenger RNA, 1515 nt
Organism: Pseudogymnoascus destructans
Lineage: Eukaryota; Fungi; Ascomycota; Leotiomycetes; Thelebolales; Thelebolaceae
Exons: 2
Coding region: 285-1397 (370 amino acids)
Biological process (GO): carbohydrate metabolic process; fungal-type cell wall organization
Cellular component (GO): fungal-type cell wall
Molecular function (GO): hydrolase activity, hydrolyzing O-glycosyl compounds; glycosyltransferase activity
Source: RefSeq, a predicted model, not a curated record
GAUCUGCCGUCUCCUCUCCUCUCCUCUCCUGUCCUCUCCUCUCCUCUCCUCCUCCCUUCCAUCUCCACACCCACGAACAAUCCAUCAAAGCGUUGCAUUUCCCUUGCAUCGUCCGUUCUCUCUCAUCUUUUUCUGUUCAUCAGAUUCACCACACUCGUUUUACACGUUUUUAACUGCUUGAAGAGGAACUACCGUCGUCUUUCCCUACUUCCCCUUUUACCAGAUCUAUUUCAAACCACAUUUGUACUACUUUAUUUCCACAUUAAUAUCGACAUCAAGUCAACAUGCGCUCCAGCUUCUUCUCUGCUGCGGCUCUCCUUGCCGUGGCCCAGCUCGUCGCUGCCCAGACCUUCACUGAGUGCCAGCCUCUCAAGAAGACAUGCCCCGAUGACCUCGCCCUCGGCACCACCAAGUCCAUCGACUUCACUGCCGGCGAGUCCAAGGACUUCUUCGCCCUCGCCGGCACGACCCUGAAGCACACCGCCGAUGGUGUCGAGUUCGACAUCACCAGCGAGAAGCAGGCCCCCACCAUGGAGUCGAACUGGUACUUCUUCUUCGGCAGCGUCGAGGUCGUGAUGAAGGCCUCCGACGGCCGUGGCAUCGUGUCCUCGUUCGUGCUCGAGUCCGACGACCUCGAUGAGGUCGACUGGGAGUGGAUCGGCAGCGACACCACCCAGGUGCAGUCCAACUACUUUGGCAAGGGCGACGACAGCACCUUUGACCGCGGAGGAUUCCACGGCGUCUCGAACCCCCAGGCCCAGUUCCACACCUACAAGCUCGACUGGACCGCCGAGAAGCUCGUCUGGUCCAUCGAUGGCGCCGUCGUCCGCACCCUCCUCUACGCUGAUGCCAAGGCCGGCACCCGCUACCCCCAGACUCCCAUGAAGGUCAAGAUGGGCAGCUGGGUCGCUGGGUCCUCCACCGCGCCCAAGGGAACCGUCCAGUGGGCUGGCGGCCUCGCUGAGUGGUCCAACAACCCUACCUACAAGAUGGUCGUCAAGAGCGUCAAAAUCACCGAUGCCAACACUGGCGCCAAGUCGUACUCCUACGGCGACAUGACCGGCAGCUGGCAGAGCAUCAAGAUCUCCGGCACCACUGGAAACGCCAAAACCGGAUCCGAGAACUCCUCAACCAAGAUUUCCUCCACUGUCGCGCCUACUUCUACCAAGGCUUCCUCCACUGUCGCGCAAACCUCCACCAAGGCUUUCUCGACCUCUACCAAGCAGUCUAACAGCACCAUCGUCGUCUCCAGCUCCACCAAUGCCCCGACCUCCGCUGGUAAGAUCUCGUCUACCUCCACUCGCCCAGCGACCCCAUUGAACUCCACUGGUGCGGGUACCAAGCUCGGCGCGAACUUGGCGAUGGUUGGUGCCGUCAUUGCUUUCUUCGCUUUAUAAGCAGGGAGUGUAGUGGUUGUGUGAUGGAUGGAUUGCAUGCAAGGAUGAAUGGCUUGCGGGGAUGUUUUUUGGUUAUUUAGACAAAGGGAACAGCGGGGUGGUGUUGUAGAUGAAAGAU